CCAAACACACAUAGACUCUCUUGCUUCUGAUCAGUGUGGUGUGCAGUAUCUUGAAAGAUAAAGAAAAAUAUGGGAUUCCCUUAUGAAGAAACCUUGAGCUCUAACCCUAAAACCCAAACUAUUGUUGAUGAUGAUAAUGAGUUGGGUUUGAUGGCUGUGAGACUAGCCAAUGCCGCAGCCUUUCCCAUGGUUCUCAAAGCCUCCCUCGAGCUCGGUGUCUUUGACACUCUUUACGCCGAAGCUGCUCGUUCCGACACCUUCCUCUCACCAUCUGAGAUAGCGAGCAGGCUACCAACUACACCACGUAACCCUGAGGCUCCGGUUUUGUUGGACCGGAUGCUUCGUCUACUCGCUAGCUACUCCAUGGUCAAAUGCGAUAAGGCUGGGAAGGAAGAGAGAGCCUAUAGAGCUGAGCCAAUUUGUAGAUUUUUCUUGAAGGAUAAUAUUCAAGAUAUAGGUUCCCUUGCUUCUCAAGUCAUUGUCAAUUUUGACAGUGUCUUCCUCAAUACAUGGGCACAACUGAAAGAUGUGGUACUUGAAGGAGGAGACGCAUUUGGCCGUGCACAUGGUGGCAUGAAACUCUUUGACUAUAUGGGAACUGAUGAGAGAUUCAGCAAGCUCUUUAACCAGACCGGGUUCACCAUCGCUGUGGUGAAGAAGGCUCUUGAAGUUUAUCAAGGCUUUAAAGAUGUGGAUGUGUUGGUUGAUGUUGGAGGUGGAGUUGGAAACACUCUUGGUGUUGUUACUUCUAAGUAUCCUAAUAUUAAGGGUAUUAACUUUGAUCUGAUCUGUGCCUUGGCACAAGCACCUUCUUACCCUGGUGUGGAACAUGUAGCGGGAGAUAUGUUUGUGGAUGUUCCAAAGGGAGAUGCCAUGAUCUUGAAACGUAUACUUCAUGAUUGGACCGACGAAGACUGCAUUAAGAUUCUCAAGAACUGUUGGAAAUCACUACCAGAGAACGGUAAAGUUGUUGUCAUUGAACUAGUCACUCCUGAUGAUGCAGAGAAUGGGGAUAUCAACGCGAACAUUGCAUUUGAUAUGGAUAUGUUGAUGUUCACCCAAUGUUCUGGUGGAAAAGAAAGGUCACGAGCCGAGUUUGAAGCUUUGGCUGUAGCUUCUGGCUUUACCCAAUGCAAAUUCGUUUGCCAGGCUUAUCACUGCUGGAUUAUCGAGUUUUGUAAAGAAAAUGUGUAA
Messenger RNA from Eruca vesicaria subsp. sativa (arugula), 1194 nucleotides. Lineage: Eukaryota; Viridiplantae; Streptophyta; Magnoliopsida; Brassicales; Brassicaceae. The record is from the annotation of a GenBank genome assembly.